This is a messenger RNA of Melampsora larici-populina 98AG31, 1584 nucleotides long. RefSeq lists its product as uncharacterized. Bases 1 to 1584 code for a protein of 527 amino acids. NCBI's taxonomy places the organism in Eukaryota, Fungi, Basidiomycota, Pucciniomycetes, Pucciniales, Melampsoraceae. The record is from RefSeq and is a predicted model, not a curated record. The transcript is spliced from 2 exons.
AUGGAAGAUUCAAAAUCCCUUACUCCAGAUGAGGAAUCUCACAUCCCGGGUACUAUUAUAGAAAUCAAAUCUAAAUCCCCUCGAUCGGUUCGUUGCGAGACCGAGCCGGACGAGGCUUUGAUCGGGAAACACAAGUACUCGAAGGUGUACGAGUUUGCCAAUCCUUGUUCAAGAUGCGCCAAUACUGGUCGUACCUGUGUGACUAGUGGCACAAAAUCCGUCAAGUGCGAGUGGUGCAGGGUUUCGAAGAUACCUUGUGAUGUCAAUGGAGUGGAAACUGUCCAAUUCCACUGGCUGCGAAAUGGAGCCCUCUUUCCUGAUUCGAGAUUCGACACCAAGACUAAAGCAUCGAGCACUGAUCUCCCUGACGAAAUCUCCCUGUUGGAUCCGGAAGACGAAGCUAGGGUUGAUGAUUGGUCAACAAGGACACAAGAUGUCAAUCCUCUCGAUCCUAGUCCACUGCAAAAUUUCGGUGUGGAGAUACCUUUGGCUAGGAAAUCGGGGUCAAGGAUCAUCCAGGAUGACAUAAGGGCCGACCAAUAUCUUGAACGUGUAAUGGGAUGGCGACGAAGCUCUGAGGCACCACCCUUCCGCCCCUUGGGCUUCAACACGAUGCCUGUUGAGGAGAGCCUGGACCCAUCGAACAAGAGACCUAACCAGGAUUCCGCUAGAUCUGACGAAGGAGAGGAUCGACCCACACGAAAAAUCAGAGUCAAGCUUCGAAACCCCCCAAGGGUGGAGGACGACGAGCCCUCAUCCCCUAUUGCUCAUUCGAUGCCUCGAAGUUCCCAUCCACAGCCCUCUCAACUCUCCUCGGCUCCGGCUCGAUCCCUCCCUCCACCUUUGAUCGGACGUGCUAUUUCACCAGUUGCUGCGCCCCCUCUUUCGAACCUCGCAAGUCGCCGCGCUUCACAUGCUACUCCUACACCCUCGAACCUAGGGUCGAAUAAAAAUGCUUCUUCUCAGCCUCCGCACUCCCGUCAAAGCCCUGUAAUUCUUGAAAGUUCUCCACCCCCUGCUUCGCCAAACACUCCAAAAAAUCCUUUAUCUCAACUUUCUUCAACAUUGGAAAGCGAGAGACGAACCAACGAACAACUCCAAUAUCCAGGUGAUGAUCAGAGAAGAAGCGAUGGACAAGUCAAUCCAGAUGAAGCUGUGAGAUCCACUGGAAAACAUGGACAAGCCGCAAAUGAUCAUACGAGAUUGAACAAGGCAGUAGGAGCUUCUGGAAAUGAAUUAGAGCGCCAAUUUUCUCUUGCACCCGAAUUUUUACACGGCGGAAACCAGCAGCCCGAAAAUGCUCAGAAAGAUCGGGGCGAUGAGAUGGAUUCAGAUGAUAGCUCUGUAGACUGGGGUGUAGUCGAGCCCAACAAUUUUGAUGGUAACAUGGUGGCGGAGCAGAUGAAGAAGGGAGCAAAAGAUAUGGAGAAAUUCAUGGCCAGCAAAAUGUUGGAAAUUGCUGCUUUGAUACCAGCCGGUCAUAACUUUAAUAAUUUCAUUGCUAUGCGUAAAUCGAUACAAGAUAAGUGGAAAGGAUAUAAGGAAACAGUAAAUGAGGCUGUCAAGCCUUUACAAAAAUUAUAA